Molecule: messenger RNA, 6240 nt
Organism: Gadus morhua (Atlantic cod)
Lineage: Eukaryota; Metazoa; Chordata; Actinopteri; Gadiformes; Gadidae
Product: kinesin-like protein KIF13B
Exons: 39
Biological process (GO): microtubule-based movement
Molecular function (GO): ATP binding; microtubule motor activity; microtubule binding
Source: RefSeq, a predicted model, not a curated record
AAAAAAUCAUAGAUUUACAACUUCAUAGAUCCAUAAUUAAUAAAUCGACAACUUCAUAGAUCUUCCACUUCAUAGAUCUGCAACUUCAUGUAUCUAUAAUUAAUAGAUCUACAACUUCCUAGAUCAGUAACUUUCUAGAUCUCCAGCCCAUGCGGAUCAGAGUGAGGCUGCAGCGCACCCGCUGGGUGGAGAUCUGCCGUCUUGCAGCCCCUAAACCCGACGGCAGCAAAUCCGCUCCGAGCUCCGAUCAGGAAACUCAACAGGUGGAAGCGAGCGGCCGUCAUUCGUAAGUCUUUACACUUCACACCGACCUGUGUUCAGCGACUCGCUGUCCGUUCCCCUCGACGCGUCGGGGAGACACUGCCAGCGAUGGUCAUGGAGGAGCUGAACCACGCCAACGUGAAGGUGGCGGUUCGCCUUCGGCCAAUGAACAGGAGAGAGAGGGAGAUGAAGACUAAGUGUGUGGUGGAGAUGAAUGGAAACCAGACACUGCUUCACCCAGCCAACCUCAACCUCAGCAAGGACGACCCCAGGAACCAGCCUAAGGUGUUUGCCUACGACCACUGCUUCUGGUCCAUGGACGAGUCACAGACGGACGUUUAUGCAGGUCAGGACAAGGUGUUCCAGUGCCUUGGAGACAGUCUCCUUGACAACGCCUUCCUGGGAUACAACGCCUGCAUCUUCGCCUAUGGACAGACAGGCUCGGGGAAGUCGUACACCAUGAUGGGCUCGGCGGAGCAGCCAGGGCUGAUCCCGCGGCUCUGCUGCUCCCUGUUCGCCCGGACGCUGGAGGAGCAGCGCGAGGGCGAGGUGUUCACCGUGGAGGUCUCCUACCUGGAGAUCUACAACGAGAAGGUCCGAGACCUGCUGGACCCCAAGGGGAGUCGUCAGGCCCUCAGGGUGAGGGAGCACAGUGUGAUGGGCCCCUAUGUGGACGGGCUCUCCCGCCUCGCUGUAGCCUGCUAUAAGGAUGUGGAGUCCCUGAUGUCGGAGGGGAACAAGUCGCGCACGGUGGCAGCGACCAACAUGAACGAGGAGAGCAGCCGCUCCCACGGGGUGUUCAACCUCAUCCUCACACACACCCUGACGGACCGCACCACCGGGACUCAGGGAGAGAAGGUGAGCAAGCUCAGCCUGGUGGACCUCGCCGGCAGCGAGAGAGCCGCCAAGACCGGGGCGGCGGGCGAGAGGCUGAAGGAGGGCAGCAACAUCAACAGGUCCCUGAGCACGCUGGGUCUGGUGAUCUCAGCGCUGGCCGAGCAGGGAGCCGGAAAGAACAAGAACAAGUUUGUCCCCUACAGAGACUCAGUCCUCACCUGGCUGCUCAAGGACAGUCUGGGCGGCAACAGCCGCACGGCGAUGGUUGCCACGGUGAGCCCGGCGGCGGACAACUACGAGGAGACGCUGUCGACGCUGCGCUACGCCGACCGCGCCAAGAGCAUCGUGAACCACGCCGUGGUCAACGAGGACCCCAACGCCCGCAUCAUCAGGGAGCUCCGGGAGGAAGUGGAGAAGCUCCGCGACCAGCUGACCCAGGCCGAGUCCCUGAAGGCUCCGGAGCUGAAGGACCGUCUCGAGGAGUCUGAGAAGCUGAUCCAGGAGAUGACCGUCACCUGGGAGGACAAGCUGACCAAGACUGAGGCCGUCGCCCUGGAGCGCCAGAGGCAGCUGGAGAGCCUGGGCAUCUCGCUGCAGUCCUCUGGGAUCCGCGUGGUGGAGGACCGCUGCUUCCUGGUCAACCUCAACGCUGACCCCGCCCUCAACGAGCUGCUGGUCUACUACCUCAAGGAGCACACCCGGGUGGGCUCGGCGGACCCCCAGGACAUCCAGCUGUGUGGGAUGGCCAUCCAGGCGGCGCACUGCGUCAUCGACAUCACGGCCCAGAGCGGGGUGGUGCUGACCCCCCACCGCAACGCACGGACGUGUGUGAACGGAGCGGUCCUCUCCGCCCCCCUCCAGCUUCACCAUGGCGACCGCAUCCUCUGGGGCAACAACCACUUCUUCAGGAUCAACCUGCCCAGGAACCUGUCCCAGGUGGGGGCUGAGGGGGAGGGGGAGGAAGAGGGCGUGGCCAACAUGAAGGCGGACCUGAGCUCUGAUAGGCCGGAGGAGGCGAGCGACGGGGCGGGAGACAUGAGCUUCGGAUACGAGUUCGCCCAGACGGAGGUCCUGAUGAACACCAUGGGACAGGACGACCCCAUCCACGCGGCGCUGCACACGCUGGGCCGUCAGUACGAGGAGGAGAAGAGGAGCGCCCUGGAGCGCCAGCGCCUCCUCUACGAGCAGGAGCUGGAGCACCUCCGCAAGCACCUCCCCCCGGAGAGGAGCGGCGCCCUGCUGGAGCCCGGCCCCGCCCCCUCCUGCACCCCCCUCGCCCGCAUGCGGCGCUGGAGUGAGGACAGGGAGGCCAUGAUGAGUCGGGGGCUGCUGCGGCUGCGGGAGCAGAUCGUGCGGACCCAGCUGCUGGUGCAGGAGGCCGGCUUCCUGUCCGAGGAGCUCGGCAAGAAGACCGAGUACCUGGUCACGCUGCAGAUCCCCGCCGCCAACCUGGACGCCAACCGCAAGAGAGACGUGGUGCUGUCGGAGCCGGCAGUGCAGGUGCGCAGGAAGGGGCGGGGCAAGCUGAUCUGGUCCCUGGAGAAGAUGGAGAACCGGCUGCUGGACAUGAAGGACCUGUACCAGGAGUGGAAGGACUGCCAGGAGGACACCAGCGUGACGCGGUCGUACUUCCGGCGGGCGGACCCGUUCUUCGACGAGCAGGAGAACCACAGCCUGGUGGGCGUGGCCAACGUGUUCCUGUCCUGCCUGUUCCACGACGUGCGGCUGCAGUACGCAGUACCCAUCAUCAACCAGAAGGGGGAGGUGUCGGGCCGGUUACACGUGGAGGUGUGUCGUGGCUCUGAGGACCCCCCCGACCCCCCCCAGACGGACUCCGACGCCCCGGAGCGCACCCUCACCUGCGUGGUGAGGAUCCUGCAGGCCACCGGGCUGCCCCGCCACCUGUCCAACUUCGUGUUCUGCCAGUACCGCUUCUGGGGCCAGGAGCAGCCCCUGUACAUCACCCCCGAGCUGGAGCUGCAGGGGCCCCCCGGGGCCAAGGACCCCCACUGCACCGUGGUGUUCGACAGCACCGAGAGGCUGACGGUGAGCGUGACGGAGGAGCUGGUGGAGUUCCUGGCGGACGGGGCGGUGGCCAUCGAGGUGUACGGCCACAAGCUGCUCCACCACCGAAGGAACCUGGCCCUCUGGGACCUGGAGGUCAUCCAGGCCAAGACGCGCUCGCUCAGAGAGAGGUGGAUGGAGGUGACCCGUCGUCUCCAGCUGUGGGUCCAGGUGAUGGAGCUCAGCGAGGCGGGGGUCUUCAGCCCGGUGGAGGUGCUCCCAGCCCGGGACGUGGCCACAGGGGGGGUCUACCAGCUGCAGCAGGGUCAGUCCCGCCGGGUGUGUGUGGAGGUGCGGGGGGUCCCCGAGUCCGGGACCAUGCCCCUCAUCGCCGCCUCCAUCCACUCCGUCGCCAUCGGAGACGUCCAGGUCCGCAAAACACGCCCCCCCCGAGGCAACCAAUCACAAUGGGAUGAAGAGGAGGAUAUGGACAGCUACCAGGAGAUAGAUCUGGAGAGGAUGCGGGAGCAGUGGUUGGCGACGGUUACGAAGCGACAGGAGUAUCUGGACCAGCACCUCCAGAAGGUGGUCUCCAAGCCAGAUAAGUGUGAGGAGGACGUGGAGCGCGAGGCCCAGCUCCUGGAGGGCCGCCUCACGCUGACGGAGGAGAGGAACGCCGUGCUGGUCCCCGCCGAGGGCAGCGGCAUCCCGGGGGCGCCCGCCCAGAGGGUUCCGGUCCCGGGGAUGGAGACCCACGUCCCGGUCCUCUUCCUGGACCUCAGUGCGGAUGACUUCCAGGACAGCCUGUCCCCCAGCCUGGCGGGGGGGCAGGACGCGCUGCUCUCCGGGGAGGACGAGGACGCCUUCUUCGACCUCCACAUCGUCAGGCACCAUGACGACCAGGCGACGGCGGAGGCGUCCUGGGACUCGACGGUCCACGACUGCGCGGCGCUGAGCCGGGCGGGGCCGGCGGACCAGAGGGUGUUCCUCACGCUGAGGGCGGUGGUGCAGCUCAGCCACCCGGCCCGCAUGCAGCUGGUGCUGCGCAAACGGCUCUGUGUGGCCGUCAACGGCCGGCAGGGUUUCGCCAAGAGCCUCCUGCGUAGGGUGUCCCAGCGCAGCUCCAUCCCCGGCAGCGGCGUGACCUUUGAGGUCGUGUCCAACAUCCCCGGGGAGAUCCAGGGGCCGGAGGACCGGGAGAUGCUAGCCCGGCUAGCUGCUAGCAUGGACGACAGCCAAUCAGAGGCCAGUGAGGCGGCCAUUGAGAAGUACCUGCGCAGCGUCCUGGCGGUCGAGAACAUCCUCGCCUUGGACCGCCUUCGACAGGAGGUAGCUGUAAAGGAGCAGUUAGCCGUUAAAGGGUCCCCCAGACGCUAUCUCAGCUCCCCUAUCGUCAACCAGGGUUGGGAGAGCCACCAGGACCUCUUCUCUGCCUCCCCAAGCUCACGACGGACUCUACCGAGCUCCGCCUCCCAGACCCUACACCCAAACCCCACCCUCCUCCACCCAAAUACAGGCAAGGCGGUUCCCAAGCUGCUCAACUUCCUGGUACCUGAUGAUAGAGAGGAGAUGCCAGCCAAUCAGCAGGCGGUUCCCACCAUCAUGGUCCAGUCCGCCAGUGUGGACGAGGCCCUCGGCCAGACCCCCGCAGUUCCCGCCCCGCACACCCUCCCACCGGAGGACCAACCGGAGGCUCCCUCCGUGUCCAGGCCCCUCCCGCCCCCCGUCGUCCCGGAGACGAAGGACACCGCCCACAGCCCCCUCAGCCAAUCCUCCAGCGGCUACGCAUCCACCAGCAUCUCCACGGCGACGCUGUCGGACGUCUACACGCUGAGCUGGGACCUCCCCCCGUUGCUAGGCAACGAGGCCGAGCACCCGCAGGCCCCGCCCACCUCCUCCUCCCCCUCCAAAGCCUUCCUUCAGUCCCUCCGACCGCCCGACCAAUCGGAGCCCGGCUCAGACGAACAGGAAGUCAGUGAGGCGACGGAGCCAUUCGGUGGAGAUCAGGUGACAUCAUCUGGUCUUCUGGAACCGCAGGUUCUGACAGAACCACCAGAGCAGGGGGUCAACCAAUCAGGACCCUUAGACCAGGAGGACAACCAAUCAGGAUCCUCAGAGCAGGAGGACAACCAAUCAGAACCCUCAGACCAGGAGGACAACCAAUCAGAACCCUCAGACCAGGAGGACAACCAAUCAGGACCCUCGGACCAGGAGGACAACCAAUCAGGAUCCACAGACCAGGAGGACAACCAAUCAGGAUCCUCAGACCAGGAGGUCAACCAAUCACAACCCUCAAAGCAGCGGGUCAACCAAUCAGGAUCCUCAGACCAGGAGGACAACCAAUCAGGAUCCUCAGAGGAGGGGGACGACCAAUCAGAAGCCCCGGUCCUGGAGAACAACCAAUCAGAAGCCCCGGUCAUUGAGAACAACCAAUCAGAAGCCCCGGUCCUGGAGAACACCCAAUCAGAAGCCCCGGUCCUUGAGAACAACCAAUCAGAAGCGUCCUCAGCAGAACGAUUGAUGCAGGCAGAAUCUGCCUCCUCCUCUUCACCUCCUCCUGAAGACCUGGACCCAGUACCAGCUCUGGACCAGGUGGACCCAGAACCAGCUCUGGACCAGGUGGACCCAGAACCAGCUCUGGACCAGGUGGACCCAGACCCAGCUCUGGACCAGGUGGACCCAGAACCAGCUCUGGACCAGGUGGACCCAGAACCAGCUCUGGACCAGGUGGACCCAGACCCAGCUCUGGACCAGGUGGACCCAGAACCAGCUCCGCCCCUGGUGGACCUGGGGGAGGGGCUUCAGGACCCAACAAUGACCCGGACUCCAUCCGAACCAGACGAGCAGGAACCAGCAGAACCAGUAGAGAGUUACUCUGGUCCCAUCCCCGUCCUGACCUUUACCCCGGCGCUGGACCAGGACCAGGACCAGGAACCUGUAGACCCUGAAGAACCAGUCCCGCCCUCCCAGACCCAGGACCCCUCCCCCCCAGACCCGGCCUGCUCCCCGGCUCCAGCCCAGGCCUCUGUCCCUGGUCCCCAGACCCAGACCUCUGGUCCUAGUCCCAACACCCAGACCCCUGGUCCUGGUCCUGGUCCCCAGACCCAGACCCCGGCUCCUGGUCCCCCCCAGACCCCU